Phycodurus eques (leafy seadragon) is the source of this 597-nucleotide messenger RNA. RefSeq names its product zinc finger protein 385B-like. The transcript is spliced from 4 exons. Lineage: Eukaryota; Metazoa; Chordata; Actinopteri; Syngnathiformes; Syngnathidae. The record is from RefSeq and is a predicted model, not a curated record. Bases 193 to 582 code for a protein of 129 amino acids.
CUAGUGCGCUGACUGUAAACAAACACGAGCGCACGUGUGCCAAAUGCGCGAGCGCCUUGCACGCGCAAGCGCAGUGGUGCGCGCGCACGCAGUCCAGAACCCGCUCGGCGGUCUCGGGCGCAAUCAGUGGAUGAUUCUCGAUCGGGCGACGAGCGGAAAUCCUCAUCUUCAUUGUCAUCUUCUUCCUCUGCCAUGAAGACUGCAUUCAGCUCAUCGUACUCUGUGUGCGUCAUCUGCAACCUGCAGAUGACGUCGGCUGCGCAGGCGCAGCUACAUCUUACCGCUCGCUCGCACCUGCGCAGGCUGAGGAACAUCAAGGCGCAAGCACCAGGGAGCGGGCCACCUACGCUCUUCCCCCAAGCGUUAAGACUGCCGACAGCCAAUCACAACAGCGCCCCCCUCAGCUCUAACUCUGGAGGAAACCGGAGUACCCGCAGAAAAGCCACACAGGCACGUGGAGAACAUGCAAACUCCACACAGGCGAGGCCGGAUUUGAACCCAGGUCCUCAGAACUAUGAGGCAGAUGUGCUAACCAGUCGCCCACCAUGCCACCUGUUAAUAAAUCCUUUUUCAAAUUUUUGACUAACUUCUCCAAAU